UUUUUGUUGCAAUAAGCUUUCAACUUCUGCAUCCUCCCACCGUGCAGACGUCGCCUCUUCACCCGGCGUUCUCCCUCUUCAGACGAGUUGCAAUUUGCACACGGCUGCGUUGCUUAUUUGCACUAAUUAUAAUGUAGAAUGGGUGCAAAUGUUUGCAAUCGGAGUUUCAGCCAGACGGGUGCGGAUUUGGAUCUGUGAAAGUUUGUGUCAGGACAUUUGAGUUUUUCCCUCCAGUGAUGUUCAAAAGCAAGGAUCCAGAGAAACGGCACAUCUUGGCAGGACAGAGCAAAGCGCACAGCCUCCAGGGAAGUGUGCCAAACCAUGAAGAACUGCAGAAUGAUGGGACUUUCAAGCAUUGCCACGAUAACAGCUUCGCUCAGCAGGACCGAGAGACGGAGAAAAAAGUUGCCAGGAGGAGGUUGUACGUGGUUUCCAUCGUCUGUCUGUUCUUCAUGAUCGGCGAGAUUGCUGGAGGAUAUGUGGCAGGAAGCCUCGCGGUGAUGACGGAUGCGGCUCACCUUCUGACUGACCUGGCCAGCUUCAUCAUUAGCUUGUUUUCCCUCUGGCUUUCCUCUAAACCUGCCACUCAGAGGCUCAGCUUCGGCUGGCAUCGUGCAGAAAUCUUGGGUGCUCUGCUGUCCGUUUUCACCAUCUGGGUCGUCACAGGAGUUCUGGUUUAUCUUGCUGUGGAGCGCAUCAUCAAUGAUGACUACAAGAUCGAGGGCCGUGUGAUGCUCAUAACCUCAGGCUGUGCAGUGGUGGCCAACAUUAUAAUGGCUUUGACCCUUCACCAGUCGGGUCACGGCCACAGUCACGGUGGACUCGCCUCACACGGACACAGUCACACUCCCAAGAGAGGAAAAGAAAAGACUCAGACCCCAAACAACAUCUUCUCAAAUGAGUGCAUAGACAUGGAAGAAAACGGUGCAAGAAACGCGUUAGGAAAGAGGGCUCAGCAGGCGAAUGCAAGUGUGCGAGCAGCUUUUGUGCACGUGAUGGGAGACCUUCUCCAAAGUGUUAGCGUGCUCGUCAGUGCCAUCAUCAUCUUCUUCAAGCCCGAAUAUAAAAUUGCAGAUCCGAUCUGCACCUUCUUGUUCUCCAUUCUGGUCCUCUGCACCACCUUCACCAUCAUGAGGGACAUCCUUCUCGUUCUAAUGGAGGGUACGCCAUCGGGGGUGAGGUACAGUGAGGUGCGAGACCAUUUGUUAGCUGUAAACGGAGUCAAAGCAGUUCACAACCUUCACAUCUGGGCACUCACCAUGAAUCAGGCAGUUCUCUCUGCACACAUAGCAAUAGACGACUCGGUUGAGGCCCAGACCGUCCUGAGUGAAAUGACCCAGGCGUGUUUCUCCUCCUAUAACUUCCACUCCAUCACCAUUCAAAUGGAGCGGCAGGCCGACCUGAAGCCUGGGUGUAUGCUGUGUGAAAACCCAAAAAACUAGGAACCCAUAGCAACUAGGACGGCGUUCUUUUACUGUCUCAGAUAAACUGGCGUUACUGUUUUCUACGUGCACUUUGUACCAAUUCCUAUAAUUGUGGGUAUUUAAUGACGAUGAGGAUGGCACAAACUGUAAAAGAAACAAUAGUUUGACUUAUUGCAAAAGAAAAAUUAUAUUAAAAUCUCAUUUGUUUUCUGCUUCCUGAA
Messenger RNA from Poeciliopsis prolifica (blackstripe livebearer), 1645 nucleotides. RefSeq names its product proton-coupled zinc antiporter SLC30A8-like. The record is from RefSeq and is a predicted model, not a curated record. Gene Ontology annotation, biological process: response to zinc ion; response to glucose; insulin secretion. The coding region runs from base 237 to 1442 and encodes 401 amino acids. NCBI's taxonomy places the organism in Eukaryota, Metazoa, Chordata, Actinopteri, Cyprinodontiformes, Poeciliidae. The transcript has 9 exons. Gene Ontology annotation, molecular function: zinc ion transmembrane transporter activity. Gene Ontology annotation, cellular component: plasma membrane.